CGCGUGUGGGGUUGUGAUGGGAAGUUCGGAGGUGGAGGCUGUAUGUCGUUUUCGGUCUUUCUUAAAAUAAAACUGUUAAAAAAAGUUAGAUUCCAAGCCCCGGUCCUUUCUAAUCAAGGUAAUUAUUUAUUAUUGGAAAAAUGUAGCUUCCAUGUGACUAGAUGUGACAAGAGGUAAGUUCAAGUUCAGAAUAGCCAAUUUGCAACUGCUAACACGAGCCCCGCAUCGGGGCGAGUACAACUUAUAAGGGCUUUCACAAAGCUCAGAGGAGUCUUUUAACAUACAUAUAUCACGUGUAGCUGACUCGUCCCCUUCUUUAUUCUAUAUGUUUCUGUUAUGAGCCUGCUCACGUAGAAAAGCCGUUCACGUUGUGGUAGCAGGGAUCAUGGCGUCAUGUCAACAACACUACCAGAGACGUACAGUAGCGAUGUUGAGUGUUAGCGAUUGCGCGUCGUGUGAGCUUCAAGCCAUGUAACUUACAGCGCACAUAGACACUGGAAAUAAAAUUGACGACUGAACAUAACUGAGAAGGUGCUUGGGUUCGUGAAUUAUUAGGUUGCAAUAACAUCGUGUCUCCAUUUGAGCGAUUCAUUUUUGUAGCUGCAGCUGCAGUUUCUUAUUUUUGGGCAGUGCGAUACUCUACCCCCCCCCUCCCACCCCCACAUUUAUAAAAACUGACAGGCCUGUGAGUGUGAUACUUAGGGGAGAACUGUUAAAUACUGGGCUUAUCUUAUUUUUGGAGUCCUUGCCUUCUAAGUUACAGCAUGGAAGAAAGCAGCACAAACCGCAUCGUUCAGACACUGUUGAGUCACGGUGCAAAAUACAUUGACAUCGUUCAUGCGUCUUGAAAAGAGAUGGGAUUUGGAAGAUGGGGACUGAUGCUUACCGUUCAGCUUCAGCUAUCGUCUGUGGGUAAUUCAGUAUUAGAGACAGCUCCAGCAGACGUGUGUUUUUUGAUUGAUCACUACCCAACUGAUUAUCAUCCUUGUCGGCAACUUUACUGAAUGAUCAGUCCUGUGUCAAAUAAAAGGAACAGGACCCAAAUUUCUAUGAAAUUGUCCCUACCAGCAAGUUUUGUUGCGUUCGAUGCCUUGCAUCUAAAAGUGGCAUUAUGCCAGCAGCAACUGUAGACCAUAGCCAAAGAAUCUGUGAGGUGUGGGCUUCCAACCUGGAUGAGGAGCUGAAGAGAAUCCGCCAAGUGAUACGCAAAUAUAACUACAUUGCAAUGGACACAGAGUUUCCAGGCGUAGUGGCGAGGCCGAUCGGAGAAUUCAGAAGCAAUGCAGACUACCAGUACCAGCUACUGCGGUGUAAUGUAGAUUUGUUAAAGAUCAUCCAGCUAGGCCUGACUUUCAUGAAUGAGCAAGGCGAAUACCCACCAGGAACAUCGACAUGGCAGUUCAAUUUUAAGUUUAACCUUACGGAAGACAUGUAUGCGCAGGACUCCAUAGAACUGUUAACAACAUCAGGUAUCCAGUUUAAAAAGCAUGAAGAUGAGGGGAUUGAAACGCUGUAUUUUGCAGAACUGCUUAUGACCUCUGGAGUUGUGUUGUGUGAAGGAGUGAAAUGGCUUUCUUUCCACAGUGGCUAUGACUUUGGAUACCUUAUCAAAAUUUUAUCCAAUGCCAACCUGCCAGAAGAAGAAGUGGACUUCUUUGAGAUUCUCCGUUUGUUUUUUCCAAUCAUUUAUGAUGUUAAGUACCUCAUGAAGAGCUGCAAAAAUCUGAAGAUGUUCUUUGAGGAUCACAUCGACGACGCCAAGUACUGCGGCCACUUGUACGGCCUCGGCUCGGGCUCCUCCUACGUUCAGAACGGCACGGGCAACGCCUACGAGGAAGAGGCCAACAAACAGCAGCCGUGACGCGCCUGCGUCUCGCUCCAGCUCCAGAGCCGCGCGGGACGGUUCCUGGAUUUUACACACCCGAGGGGUUCGAACAAGGCCUUCAUUCUGUCGCUUGGUGUUCUUUCUUCUGUCAAUGUGUGCGAUCCUCGAGUCCGCUGGCUUGUGGGGAAAUUCAAGAGCUGGCAGCGGAGGAGAGGUUGGUGGUCUUCGGCGCAGCUCUCGUGAGAGACUGUGACGUAUUGUCGGGGAAAGGCUUCCUGCAGUGAUGGCAACCUCAGAAAUUCUUCAUUUCAGAAAUCUAUACCGUAGUAAUUUGCACUUUAGAAAUUGCUCCAGAUGACUAAUUUUAUAUAUGUAUAAAAAUAACAGACAUUGGUUAUUUCAUCCUUGUAUAACGAAAAUUUAAUACAAGGAUCUAUAGUUUGCCCUGCAUUCCACAUUAAAACAUGUUUGUUAAUGUGGAGUAAAUGGAGAUGUCCUUGAGUUACAUUUCCCACUUUCAUUUUUUAUUUUAAGGUUAAAAAAAAACUCUCAAAGCUGUUUCUUACACAAUUCAGCCUUAAUACAAAGCUGCAUUUUAAAUGUCUUUUUUUUUUUUACUUUUUGUGCUAUUACAUCAGGGUGUUGAUUGUUUACCAGCUUCAACACCAAAGAUGCCAGCAGUCACUUGGACACUCACUCUUUCUCUUUUAAUAAGUAACUUAUGAGUGUGGUUCAUUUUUGGCACAGUCCAUCGUUCAGAGACACGCGCACAAAGACACCGCUGCAUAUCAUCGAUGAGGUCAGUCUCACUGAUUUUACCCCACACGUUAAGUUGGCACCAGUUUUACUGUUUGAACUCAAUUCGGUCACGAUGUAAGCUUGUCACAGAUAAAAUUAUAAUUGGGCGGCUGUGAAAUUCUGUAUCAUCUGAAUUUCUUUCCGUUUUUAAAAAAUGUGACAUGUAGGUUUGGUAGUGUUUUACUAAAAAAAAAAGCUGAUACUUUUACUUGUUAAGGAAACAGUGCUUCUUAUCGCAAAUCUUAACCAACUCACGCAUACCGUUUCCUCGGGAUUAUUGUUCACCUUUAAUGCUGGUUAACCGAAGCACAGAGGUUUGUGCUGUUUUUCUCCCAGUAUGGCUUUGCAAUAUAUCUAUGUUGCUUAGAAAUGCUGAUGUGUAUCAACAGCAUUUGUACAGUCGCUGAUAAUAGGCUGUUGUUUCAUAGUAGCUUAAGGUUGCCUGAAGAUGUGAAUUGCAUGAGUACACUUCAUGAAUAUCCAGAAAAAGUUCAUACUGAUAUGGAGGACCUUGGAAACCAUGAGAAAUAACAUUAUUUUUGCUUCUUUUUUUUUUUGUUACUGCCGUGUAAAUGAUCCCUUUUAAAGAGGAGAAAAACAAAUUAUGCAAGAUAAAAGGGUGUUUGUUUUUAAGGCUUUUGUAAAUAAAGGCUUCUGAAUUUUCUUACA
This is a messenger RNA of Lepisosteus oculatus (spotted gar), 3292 nucleotides long. It is a transcript of the gene cnot7, whose product is annotated as CCR4-NOT transcription complex, subunit 7. The record is from RefSeq and is a predicted model, not a curated record. Gene Ontology annotation, cellular component: CCR4-NOT complex; P-body; CCR4-NOT core complex. Gene Ontology annotation, molecular function: poly(A)-specific ribonuclease activity; nucleic acid binding. Lineage: Eukaryota; Metazoa; Chordata; Actinopteri; Semionotiformes; Lepisosteidae.